AUGAUCCUGCCCAUUCCUCUCACCAAAGAAAAGAUUGUAACUUUAAAUCUCUCCCUCUCUUUUGUCCUUUCUCUUUUCUUUUUUUUUCUACUUUGUGUCUAUUGCUCUUUGUCUUUUCUCUGUUUCUUUUCUCUUUCUCUCUCUCUCAUUACUUUCCUUUUUGCUCUCUUUAGAUUCGCCUCUUCCACUGCUAUUUUUCUUCUGCUUCAUAUCUCUCUGCUCUUUAUCUCUCUUUCUGCUAUUACUUUUUCUCUCUUUCAUUGUUUUUACUGCUUCUUUGUUUCUCCCUUCACCUCUAUUGUUGUUUUUCUUUUUUCUUUUUCUCUUCCCUUUCUCUUUUUUGACUUUUUCUCUACUCUUUUUUUUAAAUUUUUCUCUUUUUUUCUCCUACUUUUUGUAUACUAUUUCUCUUUUUUUACUUUAUUCUUCUCUCCUCUUUUUCUCUUCUUUUUCCCUUUUUCUCUUCUUUUUCCCUUUAGCUCUUCUUUCCCAUUUUUCUUUUUUCUCUUCUUUCCCAUUUUUCUUUUUUCUCUUCUUUCCCAUUUUUCUUUUUUCUCUUCUUUCCCAUUUUUCUUUUUUCUCUUCUUUCCCAUUUUUCUUUUUCUCUUCUUUCCCAUUUUUCUUUUCUCCUUUUUUUUCCCUUUUUCUUUUUCUCUUCUCUUUCACUUUUCUUUUUCCCUUCCAUUUUUUCUCUUCUCUUUCCCUUUUUCUUUUCUCUUCUCUUUCUCUUCUCUUUUCUUUCCCUUUUUACUUUUCUCACUUGUUUCCCUUUUUCUUUUCCCCUUCUCAUUCUCUUUUUUACUUUUUCUCUUAUCUUUCACUUUUCUACUUCUUGUUUCUCCCCCCUUUUCUCCCUCUCUCUUUCUGUUCUCUUUAUUUCUUUUUUUUUCUCACUUCUCUCUUUCUCUCCCUUUCUCUUAA
This is a messenger RNA of Acanthosepion pharaonis, 921 nucleotides long. The record is from the annotation of a GenBank genome assembly. Lineage: Eukaryota; Metazoa; Mollusca; Cephalopoda; Sepiida; Sepiidae.